UGCACCGUGGUUUUGCGUUUGUAUCAAUUCGCAUCAACUCACACAAAACCAAUACCACUGCAGAUGCUCCACUCGUCGAGUAUAAAGAUAUACCGGCAAACAAAAUCGCCCGUCCGUUGUGAUUCACUCGUCGUCGAAUCGGGAACACAAAGUAACCGUCCACCGACAGCAGCACAUCCGCAAGAUCGACAUCAUGGCCGCAGCACAGUUGAUUGGAACAAUACCGGAGUUUUACAGUAGCUUUGACGAUUGGAAUGUGUAUUACGAACGGUUGGACCAGUUCUUUGAGGUGAAUGAGAUCGUGCCGGAAAAGCGUAGCGCAUUUCUGAUCAGUUGCGUCGGCAGCCAAACAUAUAAGACCCUGCGGGAUCUGUGUCACCCGUCGCUACCCAAGGACCGUCCGUUCGACGAGCUCUGUGAGCUGCUCCGCAAACAGUUCAGUCCCCAGGUGGCAAUUUUCCGCGAGCGGACAUUGUUUUACAACGCAACACAGAGCGUCGGGGAAAACGUCACCCAAUGGUACGGACGGUUAAAGAAACUUUCCGUGGACUGUAAGUUCGGUUCCAACCUGGAGGCGAUCCUGUUGGACAAAUUCAUUACCGGACUGCGACCGGGACAGGUGCUGGAUCGGUUGUGUGAGGAAAAUGAAACGCUUCGGCUUGAACAGGCACUUGACAUCGCUAUCAAUAAGGAGUGUGCCGUACGGGAAACAGCCUAUCUAAAUCCGGCCGCAAACCCGCCUGCUACUGAUACCUGUGCACGAUGUACUUGCGGUGGAGCCGUCGCACCGAGCGAGGAUGGAUCGCACUGUGGCGAACAGGCGAAAGGGCGCGGUCAAGGACGAAAUCGGAACCGAAGAAGAAAUGCAGGGCGACGUCAUGGCGACAAGAAAGCAGAAGACGAAAAUCAGUCACAGGAUGGAAAUUGAGAAGGGCGAGGAGUAGUGGGGACUAAACAUUCAGGGUGGGAUAAAGCUAUAAACAACUGUUCGAAUAGGUUGAUAAGAAGAAUCGUGAGAGUAUUUAAUAAAAGCUUAUGAAAAGUAUUUUUAAACAUUAUACAA
Molecule: messenger RNA, 1063 nt
Organism: Anopheles funestus (African malaria mosquito)
Lineage: Eukaryota; Metazoa; Arthropoda; Insecta; Diptera; Culicidae
Exons: 1
Coding region: 194-928 (244 amino acids)
Source: RefSeq, a predicted model, not a curated record